Molecule: messenger RNA, 1368 nt
Organism: Argiope bruennichi
Lineage: Eukaryota; Metazoa; Arthropoda; Arachnida; Araneae; Araneidae
Product: acid-sensing ion channel 1-like
Exons: 12
Coding region: 1-1368 (455 amino acids)
Biological process (GO): sodium ion transmembrane transport
Cellular component (GO): membrane
Molecular function (GO): ligand-gated sodium channel activity
Source: RefSeq, a predicted model, not a curated record
AUGGAUCUGAGGUCAAAGUCUUCACAUCAUGGCAAGACCCAUCGUAAGAAGCAGCACAAGCUCGAAUAUCUGUGCCGUGACAAAAACGUAUGGAUUCGCUCACUGUAUAUCACAGGGUUCAUCGGCUUUUUCUCUGGUUGCUUGUACCAGAGUUGGUCGUUUUUGAAUAUAUACUUCAAGUACCCCACGACCAUGGAAGUGAGUGUGGAGCAGGCGCCACUUCUUCUGUUUCCAGCUGUUACGCUCUGCAACGGAAAUAGAGUUCGCCAGGAUUUAUGGUGUAGUCUUGACCAGGACAUUUGCCAUCAAAGGCCAAACGAAACCACAGAAAAUUACAUCACAAGAAUGCAAGACACUUAUAAAUAUUUAAACCGAAGUAUCAGAAUCUUCAUGGGCCAUACAAGAGAAAAAUUCAUCAAAUCUUGUCAGUUUGAAGACAGAACCUGCGACGGCUUAAUUGGGCAGUACUUUAAUUACGAGUACACAAACUGCUUCACCAUCAAUGCCCGCUGGGAGAAUCGGAGUGGCAAACCCUUUAGUGCCAGCAUGUUCAGGCCUAGGAGUGGAAGAUCUUCAGAAUUGUCUAUAAUGCUGGAUUUGGAGAAAGAUAAAUACAGUCCGAUGAAUCCAGUCGUCAGAGCUCGGAUGACUAUACACGCAGCAGAUACGAUUCCAAAUCCCCAGUAUGAUGGCGUGAGCCUUCAGCCCGGUUUCACAUAUAACUAUGGAAUCAGAGAAAAUAUUGUGCAUGUGUUACCAUAUCCAUACCAGACGAACUGUAAAAAUUAUUCCCAGCUGAAAGAAAUUCGCACCCGCUCGAAACAGACUCAAGAGGGAUGCAUGUCGGAAUGUUGCGUAAGAUUGCAUGUCAAGUACUGCAACUGCACUGUUCAUAGAUUAUCGCUCAUUUAUGACAUCAGAACUUGCUGGAAAACAGAAGAAGAACAGUGCUUAAAAAAUCACGAUCAGAUUGCUAAAGAUCUCUGCUAUCCGGAGUGCAGAAUGCCUUGCACGAAAAUUACUUACGCAUACAUUUCUGUGGACUCAUUUACAUUGCAACAGGGCGCUUGUUAUGACGUAGAUAUGUUUAAUCGAACACUUUCUAAAAAAGAUAAAGACAAUUUGAUCUGUCUGAGAGUAUAUUACGCAUCUGCAGAUUCAGAAGUUUACAGGCAUGUACCAAAAUACAAUGGUAUUCAGGUAUUCAGCAUCAUUGGUGGUUACAUUGGAUUAUGGCUAGGUGUGUCAUUAUUAGAUAUCCAUGGAUCCAUCGUGAAUGGAAUUUUCCUUUGCUGUGCAAAAAGAAAAUCAAAAAAGAGCCUCGGAGAAAACAAAGUUCAAAACUCGAAGAGAAAAAUGUCUAAGUAA